Messenger RNA from Tetranychus urticae (two-spotted spider mite), 410 nucleotides. RefSeq lists its product as uncharacterized. NCBI's taxonomy places the organism in Eukaryota, Metazoa, Arthropoda, Arachnida, Trombidiformes, Tetranychidae. The record is from RefSeq and is a predicted model, not a curated record.
AUUAAUAAAAUGGUUGGUCAACCAUGAAUAUUAAAAGUAAAGUAUAUAAAGAGAUUGAUUUACCAGAUUUUAUAUCACAUUCAAACCAACAACAGUUGAAACAACAACAACUAACAUUUUUAAUCAAGUUAAAUCCAAACAACCAAACCAAACCAAUCGAAAUGAAUUCCCAAACUUUCAACGUUAUCUUUGCCUGUGCUUUACUCGUUGUCUUAGCUUUUGCUGCCAACGUUGAUGCCAGAGGAGGAGGAGGUGGAUCAAUCAUCAUCAUGGGAGGACAAAACCAUGGUCAUGGUCAUCAUAACUACAUCCCUUACCCCGUAAUGAUGGGAGGCUGGGGCUGUGGACAUGGACACAGCGGCUGGGGCUGGGGUCAAUAAUAGACUAUCAAUAUCAUCUUUCAUCAAUUC